GAAUUUAAGGUUAUAAUAUUGACAAUGGUAUGUUGACAAAAUGAAUUUUAUCAAUUAAAUAAUUAAUUUCAAUAAAGGGAAGUUCCCACUACCACUAAUUUCGUGAAUAGUGAAGUCUACGAAGAUAAGAUUCGUCUAAAUAAAAGCAUUAAUGGAAUCAAUAUGGCUAAUGAACCUUUGGUAGUUCAAGCUAUUUAUUCCUAUAAGAGAAGUAACAAUGACGAGCUAUGUUUCAAAAAAGGUGAUAUCAUCACAGUCACCCAAAAGGAUGACGGCUGGUGGGAAGGUACCCUCAAUGGUGAAACUGGUUGGUUCCCCUGUAAUUAUGUCAAGGAAUCUAAAGAUGCUCCCAAGCCCAUUGUCACCCAACAAAACCAGUAUAAAAGUGUCGUGCUCAAAGACUUGAUUGAUUCUGAGAAAGCACAUGUCACGGAACUUGAAGGACUUGUCACGAACUUCUUGCAACCUCUAGAAAAAAGUGUGAUAUUGACAAGUGACGAGUAUAAACAGCUGACAGGAAACAUCACUGAGGUAUUAGAAACUCACCAGCAAUUGCUGAGCCUUUUAGAAUUGGAGGCGAACAAACCUAGUCAUGAACAAAAAGUGGGAAAAUUAUUCCUCACUUGGGCGCCAAGAAUAAAAAGUGUUCACCAAAAGUACUGCUCGCUGCAUCCUAGGGCAGUAUGCAUACUAGACAAAUACCGUGAUGAACUCACUAAAUAUAUGGAAUCAAAGGGUGCCGCGAAUCCAGGCGUUCUUGUGCUUACAACGAUGUUGAGUAAGCCGUUCCGGAGGUUAGAGAAGUACUCGGGUAUGCAGCAAGAGUUGGAAAGGCACGUUGAAGAGAGUCAUCCUGACAGAGGGGAUACCCAGAGGUCUGUCAGUAUCUAUAAAGAUAUAGCAGGCAAACUGUUUCUCUCCGGCGUAUCAGUCACAAGGCUGGAGGACACCGACCAGUACAAAAACGCGUUCGAGAUCGGCGCGCCGAUGAUCGACAAGAAGAUCGCAGUGUGCCAGAGCAAAGAAGAAGCGGACAGGUGGGUGGAGCUGAUCGGCAGACAGACGCCGAGGAGCGGCGCACUGACUAGAUUCCAAUCAGAUGAAUCCUUCGUUUUUGAAACUGUUGUAGAAGGCGAAAUUAGUGUCGGAGGUAGUAUUUUUGGUGAUACGGAACCUUUAUCUAUAACAGAGGUUUGUUUUGAUUCCCUCGUGUUUGAUGGUGCUGUUGGAUUCGCCAAUUUGGUACUGAAACCAGCAAGCUUUGUGGAGAGCAUUUCCUGCCAACUGAUUAUUUAUUUAUACAUACCAGCUACUGCUAGGUUAUUGAAACCAGAUGCUCCUUCUCGAAUGAAUCACAGAGGAUACUGUAAUAGAACGUCCGUCCUGAGCUUUAAGACAGACCUGCUCUAUCGACCAACUUACCCUCCAGAUCACUACCCUUCUGCGGCCCCCUUCGCAGCUCUAACAAAGUAUUUCCAGAAACUCAUCAGGCAAAAAGUGAUAACUAGAAAACUCCUCAAGCAGCUACUCUAUUCCGAAUAUCUGAACAAAAUGAACUUGAGCUUAGUGAGGAUACGCCACCACAAGACUGAGAUUAGUAUUGUUACUAAAGAUAUCCACUGUAGGGAUAGUAUUAUUAAUUGUGAUAGUGAUUCGGACAGUGAUAGUUCGGAGUCUGAUUCAAGUGAUAGUGAUUUCCAGUCUAAGAGUAGAAAAGAUUCUGAAUCUUUGACCUCGAGUAGUUCAAGUAAUCCGUUUGGUUAUAUAAGGUAUUAUAAUCCACAAACGGCGUCUGAAAGUAAAGAAACCAAAUACGAAAGUUUCAUAGAUCAUGCGCUGACUUCACCGUCAAUGAAACCUUCGAAAGAACCAUCCAAACUUCCAAGUGUGUUAGUUUCAACGGCUAACAUACAGUUGACGAAACAAUACUCUGAAGAAUCAGAAGCUAGUUCUUUUUUCCCAGAGCCGAAGGCUUAUAUGGCUUGCGAAAACUUACCCAACCUCAAAGGCAGCUUGGAGUUGAAUCAUCCUGUACCUAACACUUACGUCCCAACUACUAGACAAAGCUGUCCAACGAAAUUGGUCGGGAAUAAAUUCAAUCAGAGUAGUUUGACGACUAUCUACAUACCUACCUGGUCAAGUAGUGACAACAACAUAGCAUGUAAAAAACAGCUAGAAGAGGUGAACAGGAUUUCAGUCAGCAAGUCUAAUAGCAGUACCACAACGCAUUCUAGUACUCUGGAGCUUCCCGUGAACACGUUACCUCUUCCUGAUAAGGUGCUAGGAGAGCUACUGUACGGCGAAUUUGCUAGACCAGACUCUGCCGAGUCAUCUUCCGAUAUAGUCAUCGAACCACCCACAAUGUUUGCCAAAAACGACGUCAAAUUAGCCUCGCAGAGCGUGAGUCUCAACUUGGAACAUGUAGGAUUCCGGAAACACAGUAUUAAUUCAGAUAAACCUAGGAGGAGGAGCAGUCUCCAGAUUAAUCCUAGAGAACUGAAGAAGUGCGUCAGUUCUCAAUACAUCAAAAUGUCCAACCCGUCGUUCUGUCAGUGCUGCAUGGAACAUUGUCACAGUCCUAGGUCCUCGGAUUCCGGAAUGGCCGGCAGCUACACCCUGAACUCUCCAGAUUCUGCGAACAUGAACGACAAUGACUCACCUGCUCGUCUGAGAGCUAGCAUGGAUUUGGCCAACCGGUUCCACAACUAUGGCGAUAAGCUCGAUGGUAUCUCCUUGAGCGAAAUCGAGGCUAGGGACUUCGAAUCGGAGUGUCCAUGCACUUCUCCGUUCGGAUCGACUCCGCGAACUUCCGGGCAAGAUUUCGUGCCUGAGAACGUUUUGACGGGAUCUCAGGACAGUCUGCGGCCGUCUGUCACUUCUAGCAUCGAUCUGAUGCCCAGACUGCAUUCCAAAGUGAGGUUAAGCGAUAGGGGGCCUCUGAAAUCGCAGUCGGCUGGGUGUUUGCUGGACGAAACGAUCGAAGAUGAGGAAGAAGGGGGGACGGAGGAGGAUCGAGCUGUGUAUAGGUCUGGACUGUACGCGCAUUGGUGGUUGAAAGCAAAAAUCCCUGCUAGUGUGGUCAAAGGGAUUUAUAUGGAAACUAGAUCACCCGCUACAGGCAAGGGCAAGUGUUGGUUGCAGUGUAUUGGUUUUGUUCCUUGUGAUUUUAUGUCUCCGCUGGUAGCAAGAGGCCCGACCGCGCCGCUCACCAGCCCGCCCCCUAACCGCCAUCAAGCGGCCCCGCGCUCGACCACGCCCUCUCCCCACUCCCGCCCCGCCCCCUCUUCGACGCGCGCCGAUUGGUCGUCCGGCUGCCCCGCCCCCUCGUCGACGCGCGCCGGUUGGUCGUCCGUCCGGCUGCGGCCCACGCCUCCGCUGCGUCCUUGUUUCGCGCUCGGCGCCACGCCCAACGGACCGUACUCUAGGGGUGGCCGGCAGCCGACCAGUUACAAGGAGGACGGGCUCAUUCUGGACGUCAUCGAGGUGUAUUGUUCGGCGAUGAAGGCGAGAGGCGCUGUUAACUCAGUGUUGGCACGAUCGCGCAGCUCCAGCUCCGACCUGGAUCGUUCAUCGGCGGUGGUGGCGCGGCCUGUGAAUCCGCAGCACUACAGGCCGCACGCCAGACGGGCGUCCACGUGGUGCUGCGGAUCGUUCGUUGCGCGACAGCUGCUGCGCAAGACGCAGCAUCUCGAUUAG
This is a messenger RNA of Phaedon cochleariae (mustard beetle), 3696 nucleotides long. The record is from the annotation of a GenBank genome assembly. NCBI's taxonomy places the organism in Eukaryota, Metazoa, Arthropoda, Insecta, Coleoptera, Chrysomelidae.